This is a messenger RNA of Egretta garzetta (little egret), 627 nucleotides long. RefSeq names its product coiled-coil domain containing 69 (gene CCDC69). Gene Ontology annotation, molecular function: microtubule binding. NCBI's taxonomy places the organism in Eukaryota, Metazoa, Chordata, Aves, Pelecaniformes, Ardeidae. The record is from RefSeq and is a predicted model, not a curated record. Bases 1 to 627 code for a protein of 208 amino acids. Gene Ontology annotation, cellular component: nucleus; cytoplasm. The transcript is spliced from 7 exons.
AUGAAAUUUGUCUUCCAAAGACAGCUAACAGCCCAGCAGCAGAGGGGACCGGCUUCCCAGGAGCUCACCGCCUUGAAGGCAGAGAAUGCCAGUGCUGCCCUGUUGCCUGAGGAUGGGAAGGAGAAGGCAGCACCCGGAGAGGAGCCAACGGAGAGCAGGAGGCUCCUCCAAGGCCAGGAGGAGGAGGAGGAGCACCUGCGGGAUGCUGGCCGGGCAGGGACCGCGAGAAUCACCCAGGACGUUAACAUCCAGGUGGAAAAGGGAAAAUGCCUGGAUCUGGAGGAGCGGUUUGAUGCCCUGAGGAGGGAGCACACAGAGACCCUGCAAGAGCUGCAGAGAGCGCAUGAGCAGGAGAAGCUGCUGCUGGCAGAGUCCCACCACAGGUCCCAGGCAGCCUUACAGGAGACGAUCCAGGUGCUGAAUUCCCAGCUGAAGUCCUUCCAGGAGAGGAUGAAGCGGGUAGAGGCAUCACUCUUGAGCACAGACUACAAGAAGCACAUCCAGGUACAGGGAGAUGCAAGACUGGUGGAGAGGAACCUUUUGCUGGAGGAGAAGGUGAAGACCCUCCAGCAGGAGAACGAGGACCUGCAGGUUCGCACCCAGAACCAUCUGGUCAUGGCGAGGUAA